GCUGUGCUUGCAUCGGGUCAGGUCAUAAUGCCCUAGAUGAGCGUUGAUAGUGGAUCUCUGCAGGUCAGGCAUUGCUGGCCCGUCGUGGGAUUAUUGUUCAAUCAGGAUUGGACAUUCUCUGACAGUACUGCACGGGAUCUGUAUUAGUUUCACUUGCCUGGCUCACUGACCCACUUCUUGGGGUCCCACAAAGACAUCCUGUUCAAUGCCAUCUGGCCUGAGUUGAAAGAAGCAGGGACAGUCUCAACCAAAAGCAUCAGGUAAGAGUGUCAAUAGCAGAAUGCUUUCCUGUCAAUGGGAUUUCAUUGCUUUUUUAUAAUCAACACAGAUAUAGUUUGCGUGACGUCACAUUUGAGGGGCAGUGGAUUUAAGAUGGCUUUAUCUGCUCCGUAAUCCCUUAUAGCAAUCUGAGCGGGUAAAAUGUUCAGGGUUGGAUCGGAUCAGCUUCUCUGGAUUAUCACAAGCCCCUGCCUCCCUCACAUCAGCCCUCCCCUUGUUAAAAUGUUUUUUCCUGUCUGUUUCUCUAUUUUCUUUCCCUCUGUCUGUUCACGGUUGUCGCUUUGCAUUGCCACAAUGGAGUAGUCAGGCAGGCUUCACCUACCAGUGUUAUUUGUGAGAGCUCUUGGUGUCCUCUUUCCUUCCUCUAUCACCACCGGCAGUAUUCCCCAGAUUAAUUAUUCACAGAUCGUCAAGCAGGAGGAGCCAUUUGAUAGCCAGACUUUGCUACUGUGAAAGAGACCGGGAGGAAAAAAUUACAACUGGAUCUCAGGUGAAAACUUAUAUCUUCUGUUUUGUCUUUUUUCACCCUCCUACCUCUCAACACUUGACAUCAACCUGCAACUAGAAACCUAAAGGGACCCUCUUUCUUCCCCUCUGAAUAAGGUGUAUCUGUUCCUCAUGUUGAUCUCCAGUAAGCAGUUACCGAUCGGACGCUCCCAGAGCUGGGACACGCUGGGUGGGAAUGAGAGUCAUUGGGAACGAAGUGACAGUGUUUAUGAGCAGCAGGCUCGGAUGGCUGGUCGACGAAACUCGUUGAGCUAUGGAGGAGACGCAGGAGGGGGAUGGUACGAUCCACCGCCUGGAGUUCGUCCCCCUGACCUGGAUUUGAAACGGGAGCAAGAAGCUUACCAGGAAUCUCUUUAUAACCAGGGCUAUUUGGAUUGCCAGAACUCCCGUAACAUAAGAAAGAGCUCUGUUCCUGAAUUAAACAGCAAUUAUGACCGACCACCAGCUCAUCGUGGUUCCUUGCAACCCCAUGACUACUAUCAACAAGACCCAGGCAUACCACCCAGACCAACAGAAGGUUUCUUUCAUGGGGAUCAGUCUCAUCCUCUUAAUAGGUCAGGAUUACAUUAUGGAAUGAUGGCAGGUCCUCGACAAUUGUGGGAGCACAGUUCAGGCGGUAGGCCUGCUUCUGCUGCCCCAACUCCUGGCUUGCCUCCCCCUCCACCAACUGCUCAUGAAAUGGGUCGUAUUUACAGGGACUCAUCCCUGCCUGGGGCCCCGCCUCUUACUCCUGUAUCCAAAAUGAUGCCGGAUGGCCAGCGCAUUCCAAGCAGAGCACCAUCUCCAGCUCGUUAUGUAAUGGAGGCCAAUUCUCCUCGUUAUGGUGCUGAGCCACCUGCCUCUCUUACAAGCCAUCCGAACUACAGUGAUGUUAAUGGAAGAUCAGCUGAUCCUCACCAGCCUACAGCCACCUGCCUGGUGGUUGAUCCAGCUGCUCAGGCAAUGGAUGGAACUGCUCGAGGUAUGCUCACUCAUCCGGAAAACCCUUCAACAUACAAUAUACAGCAGCAACAGCAAGCCCAACAGCAGGCUCAACAGCAAGCGCAACAACAAGCACAGCAACAAAUACAACAACAAAUACAGCAGCAGCAAAUGCAGCAAGUUCAGGCAUUGCAACAAAUGCCGCAAGUUCAGCCAGUGCAACAAAUGCAGCAGGUUCAGCCAGUGCAGCAUAUACAGCAAGUUCAACAAAUACCACAGCUUCAGCCAGUGCAGCAAGUUCCACAUAUGCAAACCAUGGCACCCCAAAAUCCUGUAUACACCCCAGCUCCCCCUACAGCCCCAGUAACCACUCCAGGUGUAGCUGCUAUUCCUGUUCAAAAUCCUCCCCAAUUUCCUGCUCAGCCUCCUGCACCUGCUGCUCCUCCCCUUGCCCCUCAAACCCCAGUAGUUCCAGUGGAUCCCAAAAAGCAUGCAGACCCUGAGUUUCUGGCGUUGCUGCAAAAAGAAGGCCUUUCAGAAAGCACCGUCAUUUCUCUUCUGCAGCAAGGUUUUGACUCCAUUGCAAUGUUGGCCGUUAUGGAAGAAAAUGAUGUGCGCUCAGUGGCCCCCAACUUGGGACAAGCUCGGGUCCUAUCUCGCGUCGUGCUCAGUUGCAAAAGACCAUCUGAGGUCCCUCCUGCUACACCUCAACAUCCCACUGUUCCAGUUCGAGGCAGAUCCAACAGCUUUAGCCAUCGCAGCGACAAUUACGUGCACCAACCGCCACCCAUGACUCCAGGUAUGGACUCCCAUUACAUGCAGCCACCUGGUACCCCCAUGCAGACUAUUCCUUCAAGAAUGGGGGAAAGCUAUGGUCGCAGACCCAGUAGUGCUCCCUCCCAACAACUUCUUGAGAGCAGUGGGUAUCCUGGAGCUAGGUCUGCAGGAACAUACAGUGGCGCCAUUCAGUCUCGCCCUUUGUCCCCCUACACUCCACACGCUAGCUUACCCCUGCCACCCAUGGCUGCAGUCUCUCAACGAGUAGCUGUUCCGUCACAUCUGCCAGGGAUACCUCAACCAAUGACCUGCCAGUUCCCCAACCAACUGUCUGCAGUUCCCCAACCAAUGACCAUUCCUGCUAUGGCACCCCAGCAAGCUCCUAAAGCAUACACCACCAACUACACCGUCCCCAUGGAGUUGAUGAAGAGGGAUCGUAGUUUGGCACCCAUGCACAGUCCUCACAUGAGCCCACAGGUAAUGCGGAAGGCCGGGGUUGUAGCCUCAGACGGUGCCAUGGUAUCUGUGGGUGGGGCCGUACCAGGCACAAAUGUGAGCCUGGCUAAUCAGAAGCUCAGUCGACGCACUGGACCUCCGGUCAUUGUCUCCACUAUGGCAUCUCCAGACACAAGUAUAAGACCACAAAUCAUGAACGGUCCAAUGCAUCCUCGCCCGCUGGUGGCACUGUUGGAUGGUAGGGACUGCACUGUGGAGAUGCCCAUCCUGAAAGAUCUGGCCACUGUGGCAUUCUGUGACGCACAGUCAACGCAAGAAAUCCACGAGAAGGUGUUGAACGAAGCAGUCGGUGCGAUGAUGUACCACACCAUAACUCUGACCAGAGAGGAUCUGGAGAAGUUUAAAGCUCUACGAAUCAUAAUCCGUAUCGGCAGCGGAUACGACAAUAUCGAUAUUAAGGCUGCUGGAGAAAUGGGUAUUGCGGUGUGUAAUAUACCAUCAGCCGCGGUGGAGGAGACCGCAGACUCCACGCUUUGCCACAUCUUAAAUCUUUACCGGAGAAACACCUGGCUUUACCAGACCAUGCGCGAGGGGACGCGAGUCCAGAGCGUCGAGCAGAUCAGAGAGGUGGCGUCAGGAGCCGCACGUAUCAGGGGCGAAACACUUGGAUUAAUCGGCUUUGGUCGAUCGGGACAGGCAGUAGCCGUUCGAGCAAAAGCGUUCGGCUUCAACGUGAUCUUUUAUGACCCGUACCUGCAGGACGGUUUAGAGCGGUCACUGGGCGUCCAAAGAGUUUAUACUUUGCAGGAUCUUCUUUACCAGAGUGACUGCGUUUCUCUUCACUGCAACCUAAACGAACAUAACCACCACCUCAUUAAUGACUUCACCAUCAAACAGAUGCGACAGGGAGCGUUUCUUGUGAACACAGCCCGCGGAGGUCUGGUCGAUGAAAAAGCCCUGGCACAGGCUCUGAAAGAGGGCAGAAUACGGGGGGCCGCCCUUGAUGUCCAUGAGUCUGAACCUUUCAGUUUUUCUCAGGGUCCCUUGAAAGACGCACCCAAUCUGAUCUGCACACCGCACACAGCGUGGUACAGCGAGCAAGCCUCACUAGAGAUGAGGGAAGCAGCGGCCACUGAGAUCCGCAGGGCCAUCACCGGUCGUAUCCCGGACAGCCUCAGAAACUGCGUCAACAAAGAGUUUUUUGUUACCACAGCGCCGUGGGGAGUGAUGGAGCAGCAGGUACAUCCGGAGCUCAAUGGUGGAGCCUACAGAGUCGCCCAGCCUCUGCCAGCCGUCUCACCUGGCGGCCUGCAAGACAAAAUGUAUACCUAAACAAUGACAGGUUUCCUCCUGGUGUGGUGGGCGUGUCUCCUGGUGGCAUGGGUGGUCAGUUAGAGGGCAUGAUACCUGGCGGGGUCCCCAGUGCCCAUCCCCUUCCUCCUGGUGCUCAGCCCAGCCUCACACCUUCCCCCACCCAGCUCC
Misgurnus anguillicaudatus (oriental weatherfish) is the source of this 4422-nucleotide messenger RNA. It is a transcript of the gene ctbp2a, whose product is annotated as C-terminal binding protein 2a. Gene Ontology annotation, cellular component: nucleus. Lineage: Eukaryota; Metazoa; Chordata; Actinopteri; Cypriniformes; Cobitidae. Gene Ontology annotation, molecular function: oxidoreductase activity, acting on the CH-OH group of donors, NAD or NADP as acceptor; transcription coactivator activity; DNA-binding transcription factor binding. Gene Ontology annotation, biological process: regulation of transcription by RNA polymerase II. The record is from RefSeq and is a predicted model, not a curated record.